GUAUGAUCAGCACGGCCAAACACUUCGCGAAGAGUACAAUCCCACGACCAGCAGUCCUGCACGGCAGAGAUGAGAGCGCCCAAAGUUUCCUUUGCUUUUGUGGGUACCGCAACGGCGCCGUCUGCGGACGUGGAAGAGCCUGGACCAUGUCUUGCUAUCUACGAUGGGAGCAAGCCGGGGAAAGAUCAAGGCUGAUGUUUGUAUAUAUUCGCCAUCUGGUCGUUCAUCGGAUUCCAUAUUGCCCGAGCAGUUUCUUUGUUGCCACCUGGUCUGCAAGACACCAAGCAACAGUCUGAAAGAUGGCGAAGAUCUCGCCUCCUCUGUCCACAGCCGUCGGCUAUGGAGUUAUCAUAGGUCUUGGUUUUCUGUUCGCCUUUGGUAUGAUUUUAACCACCUUCAUAUUAAAGAGGUACAAUGCCGAACUCCAGACCUCCGAAAUGUUUAGCACCGCCGGCCGCACGGUCAAGUCUGGUCUCGUUUCUGCCGCAGUCGUCUCGUCUUGGACCUGGGCGGCAACGCUUCUUCAAUCCUCCGCUGUUGCCUACAACUAUGGCGUCUCGGGCCCAUUCUGGUACGCCUCUGGCGCAACCGUUCAGAUCAUUCUGUUCGCGACGUUGGCAAUUGAACUGAAGCGCCGAGCUCCCAAUGCGCACACGUUCUUAGAAGUUAUCCGUGCCCGCUACGGCGCCACCACACACAUUGUCUACAUCGUCUUUGGUCUGAUGACGAAUAUCCUCGUCACGGCCAUGCUGUUGACAGGUGGCUCUGCCGUCGUAACUUCAUUGACUGGUGUGCCAACUGCUGCUGCUUGCUACCUCCUCCCAGUGGGUGUCGUUCUGUACACCAUGUUCGGUGGUAUCAAGGCUACCUUCUUGACUGAUUAUGCACACACCGUGGUUAUCUUAGUCAUUCUGCUCACCUUUGCCUUCAAGACUUAUGCCACCAGCAAUGUCCUUGGCUCCCCUGGCAAAGUUUGGGAACUCCUUCAGGAGGCAGCAAAACGCCACCCGGUUUCUGGCAAUGCUGACGGUUCGUACCUCACAAUGCGCUCAAAGGAGGGUGCCAUCUUCUUCGUCAUCAACAUUGUCGGCAACUUCGGCACCGUCUUUUGCGACAAUGGUUACUACAACAAAGCCAUUGCUGCCUCCCCAGUCCACGCUUUACCAGGCUACGUUGCUGGUGGACUAUCGUGGUUCGCUAUCCCCUGGCUCGCGGCGACAACUAUGGGUCUUGCUGCUCUUUCUCUUGAGAGCAACCCGAUCUUUCCGACCUACCCAGACCGCAUGGACCCAGCUGAUGUCUCCGCUGGUCUCGUACUGCCAACUGCUGCCACGGCUCUCAUGGGCACAGGAGGAGCUGUGGCUUCGAUCCUUCUCGUCUUCAUGGCUGUAACCUCUGCUAUGUCAGCUGAGCUGAUCGCUGUAUCUUCCAUCUUCACGUAUGACGUGUAUCAGACUUACUUCAACCCGAAGGCUAGCGGCAAAAUGCUCAUCAAUAUGUCACACGUUUGUGUCGUUGCGUAUGCCAUCUUGCUCGCCUCCUUCUCCACGGGCUUGCAUUACAUUGGCAUCUCCAUGGGGUAUCUGUAUCUCCUUAUGGGAGUCAUCAUCUCCUCUGCUGUCCUUCCUGCGUCCCUGACACUGAUGUGGCGCCAACAGAACUGGGCCGCAGCGACAUUCACCCCAGUCCUUGGUCUGGCUUGCUCCCUGAUUGCCUGGCUCGUCACCGCCAAGAAGGAGGGCGGGUCUCUCAGCGUUGCCACAACAGGCGCCAAUAAUCCCAUGUUGGCUGGGAAUGUCGUUGCCUUGCUCUCUCCACUUAUUUUCAUUCCCGUCUUGACCUUUGUCUUCGGUGUCCAGAACUAUGACUGGCAGUCUAUGAAGGAGAUCAAAAGGGCUGAUGAUCAUGACCUCGCUAUGACAGCUGGUCUUGACAUUGAGGAAAUUCCGGGUGGUCAUGAGGAGACUGAAGCUGAGGAAGCCGCUGAACAGGCUCAUCUCAUGCGCGCCGCCAAAAUUGCCCGUUGGCUUACAGUCUUCCUGACAGUUGCCCUUCUUGUGUUGUGGCCAAUGCCGAUGUACGGCAGCAGCUACAUCUUCAGCAAAUCUUUCUUCACCGGCUGGAUCGUUGUCGGUAUUCUUUGGAUGUUCUGCAGUUCAAUCUGUGUUGGCUUGUAUCCUCUCUGGGAGGGCCGCCACACGAUGAAGCGCACCGCCCUUGCCGUCUACAAUGAUCUUACGGGGAAGAAGGUCGCCCGGCGCGGCACCCUCACCGGCCAUGAAGUUCAAACCACAGGCGUCAGCACUCCGACAGAGAAGGUCGCUGAGACUACCAAGGCCAUGGAUUAAAUUCUUUGAUUUCGAACCAAUGAACAGAACGGGCACACUUCAAAGAAUGGAUUGUUCCACUGAUCUAACAUGUGGCUUGAGCUAGAAAGUUUUGUUAAUAUAUUUCGGAACACGUAGAGAUAAGUCGUACA
Messenger RNA from Verruconis gallopava, 2479 nucleotides. RefSeq lists its product as uncharacterized. Gene Ontology annotation, biological process: urea transmembrane transport; putrescine transport; spermidine transport. The coding region runs from base 300 to 2348 and encodes 682 amino acids. The record is from RefSeq and is a predicted model, not a curated record. NCBI's taxonomy places the organism in Eukaryota, Fungi, Ascomycota, Dothideomycetes, Venturiales, Sympoventuriaceae. Gene Ontology annotation, molecular function: spermidine transmembrane transporter activity; putrescine transmembrane transporter activity; urea transmembrane transporter activity. The transcript is spliced from 4 exons. Gene Ontology annotation, cellular component: plasma membrane.